Ilex paraguariensis (yerba mate) is the source of this 3063-nucleotide messenger RNA. The record is from the annotation of a GenBank genome assembly. NCBI's taxonomy places the organism in Eukaryota, Viridiplantae, Streptophyta, Magnoliopsida, Aquifoliales, Aquifoliaceae.
UACAGGUCUUCCCCUUCGGCUAUUUGUAAUGGACAGUUACGCUGAGUUAAGCGAAGACCCACAAAUGCUUCCACCUCCCCCUGGCAGUUUCGUUGACCGUGAAGAACUCAUCCAACAUGUUGGGGAGUUUGCAGUAACCCAGGGAUAUAUUGUUACUAUCAAGCAGUCUAAGAAGGACAAAGUGGUAGUUCUUGGCUGUGACAGGGGAGGUGUUUAUCGUAAUAGGCGUAAGUCCAUUGACGAGGUCUCUGGCGAACAUCUCCGCAAAAGGAAAACUGGUUCUCGGCUUACCAACUGUCCUUUCGAACUUGUGGGUAAAAAGGAAGAUGGCUUAUGGGUACUUACGAUUAAAAAUGGUUCACACAACCAUGAAGCUUUAAAGGACAUUUCGGAGCAUCCCUCUGCUCGCCGCUUCACAGAGAAAGAAAUAUUGCUCAUUAAAGAGAUGACAGAAGCUGGUUUAAAACCACGCCAAAUUUUAAAGCGACUGAGACAAAGCAAUCCAGAGCUUUUAUCAACACCAAAGCAUGUUUACAACGUUAAAGCUAAACUCCGACAAGGAAAUCUUACAGUGAGAAGAUUUAAAUCAUUGAAGCCUCAGACAUCUGCCGAGGGAAACUCUCCCUCAACUACUGACCCUUCUUGGAGGAAACGCCACCCUCCGAGGGUCCCAAAUCUCAUUGGCGGUAGAUUUGUUGACUCACAAUCAUCAACAUCCAUUGAUGUAAUAAAUCCCGCUACACAGCAAGUGGUCUCUCAAGUUCCUUUAACUACUAGUGAAGAAUUUAGGGCUGCAGUAUUUGCAGCAAAACGGGCUUUUCCAUUGUGGCGGAACACACCCGUUACUAACCGUCAGCGCAUCAUGUUCAAGCUUCAAGAACUUAUUCGAAGGGAUUUUGAUAAGAUUGCCAUGACUAUUACUACUGAGCAGGGUAAGACAUUAAAGGAUGCCUAUAAUGAUGUGUCCCGUGGCCUUGAGGUGGUGGAACAUGCUUGUGCAAUGGCAACUCUUCAAAUGGGGGAAUUUGUUUCAAACUUCUCAAAUGGAAUUGAUACGUACAGUAUUAGAGAGCCACUUGGUCUUUGUGCUGGGAUUUGUCCUUUUAACUUUCCGGCGAUGGUUCCUUUGUGGAUGUUUCCGAUAGCAGUUACAUGUGGUAAUACCUUUAUUUUAAAGCCGUCAGAGAAAGAUCCAGGGGCUUGCAUGAUGAUUGCAGAAUUAGCAAUGGAGGCCGGUUUGCCUAACGGGGUCUUAAAUGUUGUUCAUGGAAGUAGUGAUAUUGGCAAUGCUAUCUGUGAUGAUGAUGAUAUUAAAGCUAUAUCUUUCGUCGGUACGGAUACGGCCGGCAUGUACAUACAUGCAAGAGCAUCUGCUAAUGGUAAACGUGUUCAGUCCAAUAUUGGAGCCAAGAAUCAUGCAAUUGUCAUGACUGAUGCAAGAAUGGACGCUACUUUAAAUGCUCUGGUUGCGGCUGGAUUUGGUGCUGCAGGACAAAGGUGCACAGCAUUGAGCACAGUUGUUUUCGUUGGAGGCUCAAAAUCAUGGGAAGAUAAACUAGUGGAGCGUGCAAAAGCAUUAAAAAUAACUGCUGGAACUGAACCCGAUGCAGACCUUGGUCCAGUGAUUAGCAAACAGGUGAAGGAACGGAUAUGCAGAUUGAUCCAAAUGACUGUUGACAGUGGUGCCAGACUAAUUCUUGAUGGAAGACAGAUUGUGGUUCCACAAUACGAACUGGGCAACUUUAUUGGUCCCACCAUCUUAUCUGAUGUCACUGACAACAUGGACUGUUGCAAGGAGGAAAUUUUUGGACCAGUUCUUCUUUGUAUGCAGGCUGAUAGCUUAGAUGAGGCCAUCGGCAUUGUUAACAGACAUAAAUAUUGCAAUGGGGCUUCUAUAUUUACUUCAUCUGGUGCGGCUGCAAGGAAAUUCCAGACUGAGAUAGAGGCUGGGCAGGUUGGCAUAAAUGUUCCUGUUCCAGCGCCCCUGCCUUUUGUCUCAUUCUCCGGCUCUAAGGCGUCGUUUGCUGGAGAUCUGAAUUUCUAUGGCAAGGCUGGAGUUCAUUUUUACACGCAGAUUAAAACAGUGACUCAGCAAUGGAAGGAUUUUUCUGAUUGCGGUGAAGUAUCCCCAGAACUGCAACUGAAGGAUUUCCCAAGUAGCGAUGAAACUUGCCUGGCAUUACAUUCGAAGGAACUCCCAAGUAGUGAUGCAGGAUUCCUGGUGUCACAAUCGAAGGAGUUCGCCAGUAGUGAUGGUGUUUUCAUGGCACUACAAUCGAAAGAUUUUCCAAGUAGCAAUGGCAUGUCGGCCGCGAUAACAGCAAUUGAUGGAUCAGAGUGGACCAAAAAUACCUAGAAAUAUAUCUUUUAUAUGAUUUUAAGGAGACUCUGAAUAGCAAGGGAUGGUAGAUUGAAGGUUUCACUGCAGAAGUUUACACAGGGCCUUUAACAUGCUGGGAAGCUUACUCUAGAGCCGAAAUCAAGCCUGUCGAAGUCACUAACUGCACAGCCAACGUACUAGAUUUGAACAUGUUUUAAGUUGGCAUGACUACAUAGUCCCAGUCAUCCCUUUCGAAUGUUGCUGACAGAAGAUAUCAUCCCUUGAAUCAUCAAAUCCAGAAAUAGGCAGCCCGAGAUUUAAUAUGGUGCUUACUCAAAUGUUGUGAUUUUCUACUUUUGCAACUUGUGGGAUGGGAAUGCUCAAAGCCCUUUUGCAAUCAUUAUGUGGCCUUGAUAAAUGAUCUGGCCGUUUGAGUUCUGUGGAUCGAUUCACUGGUGUCGUUGUUAUGGGUGCUUCAAGCCUAAAUUAGUCAUUUUAGUUUAAGAUGGUUGAUCCUUAAGAACUAGCUAGGCUCAUGUCAGUUCUCCUUUUUGUGUAAAUUAUUUAUGCACUUUAACGAGGCCUGGAAAAAUCGUAGAGUUGAAUGUAAAUACCAAUUGCUUUGGGGAGGAUUGUGUUAAGCUUUAUUUAUCUGUUGGAGGAAGAGCAAGGCUUGAAUACAAACCACCCCCACCCCACCCCGCAAAUUCCUUUUUCACCUCCCAACUCUGUGUGUGUAUGAC